Lathyrus sativus (Indian pea) is the source of this 576-nucleotide messenger RNA. The record is from the annotation of a GenBank genome assembly. NCBI's taxonomy places the organism in Eukaryota, Viridiplantae, Streptophyta, Magnoliopsida, Fabales, Fabaceae.
AUGGAGAAAAGUCCUGUACCUGAUUCCAAUGCAUCAACAACUACUACAGCAAUUGGAUCCAGGUUCUCCAUUUUGAACAAGUCCUUCAAGGUUGCUCUUCGUUCUAUGCUAACUUCACGUCCAAAGGAGGAAUUUGUUAAAGAAUUUCCAACUUUUACCAAUGCUGAAAAAAAUUAUCUUCAUCGCCUAUAUCUUCAGGCCAUGAAUUCUUUUCAGGAAGCCUUUGAGGAAGAAUUUGAAGCAAUCUGUCUCAAAAUAAAGCUAGGAGCCGUUCUUGAUGCUGUAGAGGAAAUUGUGGAAGAACAAGAACUGGAUCCUUUGUUUUCAAAAAGGAGUAACAUAGUGGAUACUGCUGAAAGUCUGUCUUUGGCAAAGAAGAAUGAAAUCCAACACUUAAAGCAUAUGGUGCAAUUGGGAGAGGAAAAUAAUCAAAGGCUCCGCAACCAACUGCAACUCCUUAAAGAAAACAGUCAACUUUUGUCUGGUGUUUCACAUGCUAUUGAAAAGUUCAAAAUCAUAAAUUCAAAUUAUGGAGCCAACCCAGGUGAUGAAAUGCAUGAUGCAUACCAUUUCUAG